Molecule: messenger RNA, 1095 nt
Organism: Caenorhabditis bovis
Lineage: Eukaryota; Metazoa; Nematoda; Chromadorea; Rhabditida; Rhabditidae
Source: the annotation of a GenBank genome assembly
AUGGGUGCUAUGUGUUCGCAGCAGAACCAAUUCCUCGACAAGGAGGAGUAUAAGCUGCAGCUCGAAAAGAAUCGGAAGAUCGAGAUGGAGUUGGAGAACGACAAAAAGCAGAAGAUCCUCAAGCUUCUCAUUUUGGGACCUGGCGAGUCCGGCAAGAGUACGACCAUCAAGCAGAUCAAAAUAAUUCACGACGCGGGCUACACACACGAGGAGAAGAUUCUUCGAAAAUACGGGAUUUACAUGAAUAUUCUCGAAGGUGUCGAGGAGCUUCAUCACAUCGCCACCAGAGAGAAUAUGGUCUACAGUAAUCCACUGUCAUUUGAUCAUGUUCAAGAGGUCAAGCAGUUCAUCGAGAUGUUCAAGAAGGCUGAGGAUGGCGAGCAGGCGAUUGCUCCAGACGUCUCAGAAGCAAUUAUAAAGUACAUAAAGGAUGAAACGAUUGCCCAUAUGCUCCGCGAAAAGACUGUGUUCAACAUCGACGACUCGACCAUCUACUUCCUCAAAAAUUUUCAAAGAAUCAUCGCUCCUGACUACAUUCCCACAGAGGAGGAUAUUCUCAAAAGUCGCGUUCCCACAUCGGGCGUCGUCCAAUACAAAAUAGUUCUUAAAAAUUUCAAUUUUCGCAUUUUCGACGUUGGCGGUCAACGCGCGCAGCGACGAAAAUGGCUGCACGUGUUCGAUGAUGUGCACGCGGUGCUCUUCAUCACAUCACUUUCCGAGUACGAUCAGGUCCUCAGGGAAGACAAUAGUGUGAAUCGGAUGAAGGAGUCGCUGAAUCUGUUCGAGAAGAUCUGCAACGGCAAGUACUUCCACAACACCGCCAUGAUUCUGUUCCUCAACAAGAUCGAUCUGUUCGAAAUCAAGAUUCAACACACCAAUAUCAAUGUGGCGCUGACCAGCUACAAAGGUCCGCAAGAAAAAGAGCCAGCUCUCGACUACAUUCGACGGCGAUUCGUGAGCCUCAACAAGAACAAAAAGCGCAAUAUUUAUGAGCAUGUGACGUGCGCCACCGACACCGGACAGAUUCAGGUUGUAAUUGAUUCAGUUAUCGACGUUGUCAUUCAGCACACAAUGCAAAAAGUUGGAAUCCAAUAA